Messenger RNA from Microdochium trichocladiopsis, 543 nucleotides. RefSeq lists its product as uncharacterized. Lineage: Eukaryota; Fungi; Ascomycota; Sordariomycetes; Xylariales; Microdochiaceae. The record is from RefSeq and is a predicted model, not a curated record. The transcript has a single exon. Bases 1 to 543 code for a protein of 180 amino acids.
AUGGCAGAUCAAGCCCAGACCACCAUGCUCCUCACCACGUUCCUCCGCCUCGCUCCAGUCCUGACCUCUGCCGUAGGCGCGACUUACUCGUACGCCUUCUCCGUCUUCUUCGGCGGCUUCCGCCACCCGGAGAUGGCCCCCUCGGCCAAAUGGGCUUCCAUGCCGCACUGGUUUCGCAGCGUGCGCGCCGCGAGCCUGCGCACCAUCUUUGGCGCGUACAACUCGAGCAUCGUGCUAGGUGGGGCCAAUGCGCUUCUGUUUUGGCCCUCCUCCUCUACGAAUGUAGCGGCCGGGCCAAUGUCUUGGUCUCGAGGCCUGUACGUUGCCGGCACGCUCCUCACCGUCGCGUACUACCUGUACACGAUCACGCUGCGCCUCGUUCCGCUCAACUUCACGCUGAGUGACGACAAGGCGGCUGUCGCGGACCGCGCGGCCGCCGAGGAGAAACUGGCGCGGCUGGACGGGCGGAGGACCGCGCUCACGGGGGUGCCGGCGGCGGUUUGUUUCUUCGUGGCCGCGGGGCUGUGGGCUGGCGGGUUGUGA